Molecule: messenger RNA, 1562 nt
Organism: Rubroshorea leprosula
Lineage: Eukaryota; Viridiplantae; Streptophyta; Magnoliopsida; Malvales; Dipterocarpaceae
Source: the annotation of a GenBank genome assembly
CGUUUUGUAUGGCUGAUAAUUCUCUCAGUUUCUCUCACAGGUCACAGUUGGAAACUAAAGCCAUGAAAGCGCAGAAUCACUCUCCAGCAACGCAAAAAACUUGUUUUGAACUUCUAUAACACAACGGAAAUGGUGGGUUCUCGACUUUCACCUCAAAUUCUCAGACCUACUGCCGCCAUUGGUGUCGUCCCUUGCCGGCAAGUCAGCAUUUGCGGGCUGUCUCUCUAUCCUCUUAUGACUUUCACAGCAAGAAAAUUAGCCGUUAGUGCCGACCGAAAGCUCAAGUGGGCAUGUAGGCUAAGCCUCGUGGACCAAAGCCCGCCAAAAUCAUCGGUUGACAUGGAGGGGUUAGUGGGUUUCUUGUACGAUGAUCUUCCGCAUCUGUUUGAUGAGCAGGGGAUUGAUCGGACGGCAUAUGACGAGCGGGUCCUGUUCAGAGACCCCAUCACGAAGCAUGAUACUAUUAGUGGGUAUCUGUUUAAUAUUGCUCUCUUAAAGGUGCUUUUCAGGCCUCAGUUUCAGUUGCACUGGGUCAAACAGACAGGACCUUACGAAAUAACCACAAGGUGGACUAUGAUAAUGAAGUUCAUCCUUUUGCCGUGGAAACCAGAGCUCGUCUUCACUGGAACCUCUGUAAUGGGUGUAAACCCAAAGAAUGGGAAGUUUUGCAGCCAUGUGGACUAUUGGGACUCCAUAGAGAAAAAUGAUUAUUUUUCACCUGAAGGUUUGGUGGAUGUAAUUAAGCAGUUGCGAAUUUAUAAGACUCCUGACUUGGAGACACCCAAAUACCGGAUACUGAAAAGGACUGCAAAUUAUGAGGUGAGAAAGUAUUCAGGAUUCACAGUGGUAGAAACAAAUGGAGACAAGCUCUCUGGGUCGACUGGCUUUAAUGAUGUUGCUGGGUAUAUCUUUGGGAAAAAUUCUACAAUGGAGAAAAUACCAAUGACUAUGCCUGUCUUCACUCAGGCUUCCAAUGCUGAGUUGUCAGAUGUAUCCAUCCAAAUUGUUCUUCCAUCUAAUAAAGAUAUCAGUAGCUUGCCCAAUCCCAGUCAAGAGAAAGUUAUCUUGAGAGAAGUUGAGGGAGGUAUUGCUGCAGCAUUGAAAUUCAAUGUACUAUGAUAAUCAAAUAGCAACAGCAAGUUCCUUUCAUUUUGUUGAUUUAUUGCCUCUUUUUCUAAUUUUAAUUUGUGACACCAUUCUCUUCGUUCUUUUUACUGUUUUGUGCAUCAAAGAGAAAUGAAGUUAUAAUUUGGCUUGAGGACUUCACCCUGGAUUAGCAUCUUGAGCGAAGCCAUUUCUUUAGAAUCUCUGAAUGUGGAUCCUUUCUUACUAAGGAAACGGUAUAGGCACACCUUAAGGAUUAUGUAUUUACAUAAGAUCCUUGCAAUGAGAAGUUGUAUAGAAUACGAGCUUAUUUAAUUAAUGCUUUUCCUUCCCUUCACUUCUCACGUGUUUCAUGACACUCUUUAUUUGUAUUUUAGAUAGAACUAGUUCAGCAUUUUGACUUCUAUUUUGGAUUUAUUCUUUUGGUGAUGUUCUAUGAGAAAGACAGCAAUUGUUUU